AAUUGCUUUUUUUCCUUUGCUUUAUUGAAUAUGAUCGGAUGAUGCGAUAGAGAAAAAUAAAAGUUCUUCGUUAGGUGAUCCACCUUUCUGAAGAAUGUUAAUUAUUUAUAAUUUAUUCAUCUCUUCAUUUUCUGAUUCUAUUCAUCUUCGUCGAGUACUUUUGCACAAAAAAAAGUGUUAAUAUAUGCUAAAUUAUAAAAUAACAAGAAUACUUUUUUUCUUAUUUUGUAUUGAUUUUUACGGAUAGUUUUUUAAGUUUACUUAAUUCUCGAUCAUUUGUAUAAGUAUACGCACUAAUAAAUAAGUAUACGCACUAAUAAACUAAUAUUAUUCUUAAUUAUCGAGUAAAAAAAAAGCCCCACAUUGGAAAAAAAAUCUAUGAUCAAUUCUCUAUUCAUUGAAUCAUAGUCAAGAAAGAAAAAUGAAUGCAUUAUGUAGCGUAAUUUUCUAUUUGACUAUUCUACUGGUGAAUGUUCAAGGAUCAGGUAAAUAAUUAUUUUUUGCUGAUGUAGAUUAUCUCACGAGAGAAGAUCCUCAUAGAUGUUGAAGUCGUUUAGACUCCAUAUUUUUGUCACCAGUAAACCUUCACGAAUUUAUUUUCAAGAUAUGAUUAUUUUAUUGGGUAUCACUGCUCAGCUUUAUAUACUAUUUGUUGAAAUAAGAUUUGAUAUAUUUGGGUUUUAUUUUAUAAAGGUCUUUCGAUUAAUCAACCGAAAUUUUGUUCAAAUGCAACAUGGAAUCCUGACGCUAUAACUCUUGCGAAUAGUACCACCCUUGGCGUUUUCCCCCAAGGUCUCUUUGUCAAUAUUAACAACACUGUUUAUGUGACUGCAACAAGCCGUAAUACUAUUUUCGUAUGGUUAGAAGGAAAUACGAAUCCACAAACAUAUAUUUCUUAUGGUUUGGGUGGACCAACUGCUCUAUUUGUCACUGCUAAGGGUACUGUUUAUGUUUACAACAGUGCGAAUAAUGGUACCGUAGAGAAAUGGGUACAAAUUGGAUCAGGUUUUAAUCUUACUUCCAUGUUUGUUAAUGGUACUUGUUACAGUAUUUUUGUCGACAUCCAAAAGAAUAUUUAUUGUUCUAUGAGUGAUGUUAACACAGUAAUAUUUUUCAAUCACAGUGCAAAUACAACAACUACUAUCGCAGGUAAUGGUACUGCCGGAUCCGGACCGUAUAUGCUAAGGAUUCCACGAGGAAUCUUUGUUGAUGUUGGUCUCAAUUUGUACAUAGCAGAUUGCGGAAACAAUAGAGUGCAAUUACUACAACGAGGGUAUACAAACAUGACAACUGUCGUAGAAUCUGGAUCAAAUGAAACAAUUGUAUUCGAUUGUCCAACUAGUGUUGUAC
Adineta steineri is the source of this 1350-nucleotide messenger RNA. Lineage: Eukaryota; Metazoa; Rotifera; Eurotatoria; Adinetida; Adinetidae. The record is from the annotation of a GenBank genome assembly.